UCGAAGUUGGGACUGGGGUGUAUGGGCCUCACUGGAACUUACAAUGAUCCUCUUCCUGAAGACCAAGGCAUCUCCAUCAUUAAGCAUGCAUUCAAUAAAGGCAUCACUUUUUUCGACACUGCUGAUGUCUAUGGUGCUAAUGCUAACGAACUUUUGCUCGCCAAGCAGGCUUUGAAGCAGUUGCCUAGGGAGAAGAUUCAGAUAGCAACAAAGUUCGGCGUUUUAAAGUUAGACUUUGCUAAUUUGCAUGUGAAGGGUACACCAGACUAUGUGCGGUCAUGUUGUGAAGCCAGCUUGAAACGCCUUGACGUUGAUUACAUUGAUCUCUAUUAUCAGCAUAGAGUCGACACAUCCGUGCCUAUAGAACAAACAAUGGGCGAACUUAAGAAACUGGUUGAGGAGAAAAAAGUGAAAUAUAUAGGGCUAUCUGAAGCCAGUAGUGAUACAAUAAGGAGAGCGCAUGGUGUUCAUCCUAUUACCGCAGUUCAAAUAGAGUGGUCUCUUUGGACUCGAGACAUCGAGGACGAAAUAGUUCCUCUUUGCAGGAAACUUGGUAUUGGAAUUGUAUCUUAUAGCCCUCUUGGUCGUGGCUUUUUUGGUGGAAAAGGAGUUGUCGAAACUUUACCUUCUGUUAGCUCCUUGAGUGCUCAUCCUCGGUACCAAGCAGAGAACAUAGAGAAGAACAAGAGGAUAUAUAAGAGAACAGAAAGCCUUGCAAAGAAGUAUGAGUGCACCACUCCUCAGUUGGCAUUAGCAUGGGUACUCCAACAAGGCAAUGAUGUUGUGCCUAUUCCUGGAACUACUAAAGUCAAGAACUUGGAUGAAAACAUAGGUGCUUUGUCGGUGAAAUUUACUGAGAAGGAGCUAAGGGAAAUUUCGGAAGCAAUUCCAGUUGAUGAUAUAGCAGGAAUUCAGCACUACAAUGAAGGGCAUGCCAAAUUAUCUUGGAAGUUUGCUAACACACCUCCAAAAGAUUCAAGCGUUUAUGAACGUAAUUGAAACACACAAUCAUGAAUUGAAGGGAUGAUGGUAACAUGCAUAGGCAAUAAUACUACUAAUAAUUAAAUAAUAUAUGUCCGUUUUAUUGAUGAAAGUUUGAACGUAAGUUCCUUAUUAUAUAUAGACAUAGUAUGCAUGGUAUGAUA
Molecule: messenger RNA, 1145 nt
Organism: Arachis duranensis
Lineage: Eukaryota; Viridiplantae; Streptophyta; Magnoliopsida; Fabales; Fabaceae
Product: probable aldo-keto reductase 1
Exons: 6
Coding region: 22-999 (325 amino acids)
Cellular component (GO): cytoplasm
Source: RefSeq, a predicted model, not a curated record